Molecule: messenger RNA, 2301 nt
Organism: Rangifer tarandus platyrhynchus (Svalbard reindeer)
Lineage: Eukaryota; Metazoa; Chordata; Mammalia; Artiodactyla; Cervidae
Source: the annotation of a GenBank genome assembly
AUGGGUUUCGGGGCGAGCGUUGGGCUCCGCCGCGCCGCGCUGGGCGCUCGGUCUGUCUCAGCGGUGCGGAGCGAGCCAGGCCUCCCGCCGCCGCGGCUGUAUAGGGGUGUGCAGCUCCGGGCCAGGCCCCGGCCGGGGCAGGAGCGCAGAACCUCUGUUAUGCACCUUAAGCCAUACUGGAAAUUCCAGAAGAAAGGGCAACCUCUGGAAAUCGGCACGGAAACUCUGAGAACUCCUAUGAGCCACCAACGGGCUAUCAGCGAUGAAGAAUGCAAAGCUAGCUGUAUGAAACCAAGUGUCUUUCCUUCAGCCUCUCUUGGUAAAGCAUCAUCUCGAAAGCCUUUUGGAAUCCUUUCUCCAAAUGUUCUGUGCAGUAUGAGUGGGAAGAGUCCUGAAGAGAGCAGCUUGAAUGUUAAAACCAAGAAGAAUGCACCAUCUGCAACAAUCCACCAGGGUGAAGAAGGGGAAGGGCCACUCGAUAUUUGGGCUGUUGUGAAACCGGGGAAUACCAGGGAAAAGAUAGCAUUCUUUGCAGCCCACCAGUGCAGUAAUAGAAUAGGAUCUAUGAAAAUAAAAAGCUCCUGGGAUAUUGAUGGGAGAGCUACUAAAAGAAGGAAAAAAUCAGGGGAUCUUAAAAAAGCCAAGAUACAGUUAGAAAGGAUGAAGGAGGUCAACAGUAGAUGCUACCAGCCUGAGCCUUUUGCAUGUGGCAUCGAGCAUUGUUCUGUGCAUUACGUGAGUGACGGCGGGGACGGCACGUAUGCCGGGAGGCCUCUAUCGGUCAUACAGAUGGUCGCCUUCCUUGAGCAAAGAGCCAGCGCUCUGCUAGCCAGUUGUGCGAAAAACUGCACCAACUCACCUGCUGUGGUGCGGUUUUCCGGGCAAUCCAGAGGUGUACCUCCAGCCCCCGAGCCUUUGUCCGCCCCAGGAGGAUGUGAAGAACCUGCAGAAAGGAGAAAUCCUGAGGUUGGUGAACCACAGAGCGAGCCCGUCCGUGUCCUCGACAUGGUAGCCAGGCUGGAGUCCGAGUGCCUGAAGCGGCAGAGCCAGCGAGAGCCCGGGAGCCUCUCGAGGAAUAACAGCUUUCGCCGCAAUGUGGGCCGCGUGCUGCUUGUGAAUGGCACCCAGGCUGAGGAAAGCAAAGCAGAGAAAGGCGCCUUGGAGGUUCCUGACACUCAGGUGAAAACUGUGGGGUCUGUAUCUGGGGGCUGCAGCCCCUUAAGAGCUGACCGUUGUUCUCCUCAGGGGGACCAGGCCUGGGACAGUGCGCCUCGAGGCUGUCCCUCGUUGCCGGCAGGCAUGAGUUUGCACACGGACAGUGCAGAAUUAGAGCCAGAUCAGCAGACUGCCAUGAAAAGCAGCAACAGGCACGAUGUGGAAAUGACAGAGGAACUUGCUGGGCCACCUUUUCCUCCUCGCACCUGUCCCCAAGCCAUUGAAUUGCCCACAGAUGCUGUUGAUGGCAUUAGUGAAGAGCUUGUGCCACUUGCUAACCAAAAUCCUGAUCAGCGCAAAAAAGAAUCUUUGUGCAUUAGUAUCACUGUGUCCAAGGUGGAGAAAGACCAGCCUUCCAGUUCGGAGUCCUGUGAAGACCCACUUCCAGGGAUGUUGUUUUUUUUGCCAUCUGGUCAGCACCAGUCAGGCCAUUCCAAGUCAAAUGAAGCCACAACAGAAGAGUCUUCUGAGGCCAGUCAGCUUGAAGAGGUUGCUGAAGGUGACAGCGCAUCUGAGGAAAAAAGUGUCUCGGUUGAUUCAUUUGUCCCACUGGCCUCUCCUGUGGAAAGUACAUUACCAAUGCUUGAGGCGUCCAGCUGGAAGAAGCAGGUGUCACAUGACUUUCUGGAGACCAGGUUUAAAAUCCAACAGCUUUUAGAGCCUCAGCAGUAUAUGGCUUUUCUGCCCCACCACAUCAUGGUGAAAAUCUUCAGGUUACUUCCUACUAAGAGUUUAGUGGCUCUUAAAUGUACCUGCUGCUAUUUCAAGUUUAUCAUUGAAUAUUACAAUAUCAGGCCGGCAGACUCUCGCUGGGUGCGGGAUCCACGCUACAGGGAGGACCCGUGCAAGCAGUGCAAGAAGAAGUACGUGAGAGGGGAUGUGUCUCUGUGCCGGUGGCACCCCAAGCCCUACUGCCAGGCGCUGCCCUACGGCCCGGGCUACUGGAUGUGCUGCCACCGGUCUCAGAAGGGCUUCCCUGGCUGUAAGCUGGGGCUCCAUGACAAUCACUGGGUCCCUGCCUGCCACAGCUUUAAUCGGGCAAUCCAUAAGAAAGCAAAAGGGACUGAAGCUGAGGAGGAGUACUAA